Rotaria socialis is the source of this 525-nucleotide messenger RNA. Lineage: Eukaryota; Metazoa; Rotifera; Eurotatoria; Philodinida; Philodinidae. The record is from the annotation of a GenBank genome assembly.
AUGUCCGGACCAAAACUAAAUAAGGAACUAUACAAUAAUAUAGUUCUAUUAAAAUUACUAAACACUAAUUCGGUUCCUAAGUUUCAACUUGAACAGUCACCGUUUAAAGAUGAUGAUGAUGAUGAAAGCGAAUCAUCUGCUUCAGCGAACCAAAGAGAAGUCGUCGUUACGGGACGAAUUUUUCCCGAUUCAGAUAUAUAUAAUCAGGGCUCAUUUAUGAUCGAAAUGAAAAUAUUAAACUCAUUCCCUUUUGAUCCUCCUGAAGUACGAUUUCUUACGCCAAUUUAUCAUCCAUUGGUUGGACAAGAUGGAAAGUUUUGUAAUGAACUAUUACAAAAGCAUGCAAAAUGGAACAAUAAAAUAUCGCUGCCUGAUGUUGUUAAAGCUGUUGUAAAACAUAUCGACGACCCCAAUAUUGAUUAUGCACUUAGUGUUGAACUCGGCCGUGAAUACAAGGAAAAUCGACCUGAAUUCAAUCGUAAAGCUCUGGAAUAUGUCAAGAAACAUGCUUUACCUCGUAAAUAA